AUAGACAUUGGCUAUAUAUUACGGACAAUUGGAGGCGGGGGUUGUAGUUCAAACCAAGAGUCGGUACUAGGCGAUAAGAAACUCCUUUCUGUGCUGCAGCGUCAGAAAUUAUUUGUGUAUUUUAAAUAUGGCUGGUGGUAAGGCAGGUAAAGACUCCGGGAAGACCAAGACGAAAGCCAUUUCGCGCUCGCAGAGAGCAGGGCUGCAGUUCCCGGUGGGUCGUAUCCACAGACACCUUAAGUCCAGAACCACCAGCCACGGCAGAGUGGGAGCCACUGCAGCGGUGUACAGCGCGGCUAUUUUGGAGUACCUCACGGCUGAGGUACUGGAGUUGGCAGGAAAUGCAUCAAAGGAUCUUAAGGUGAAGCGUAUUACCCCACGCCACUUGCAGCUGGCCAUUAGAGGAGAUGAAGAGCUGGAUUCACUUAUCAAAGCGACUAUUGCUGGUGGAGGUGUGAUCCCUCACAUCCACAAGUCUCUGAUUGGAAAGAAGGGCCAGCAGAAGACUGUAUAACCUGAAGUGCUCUGAAGUCUGCAUCAAGAAGUGUUUAAAUGUCUUUAGAUUAGAACACCUUUUAGGAUUGAUUUGUAUUGAGCUUGCAUCUACUCACCUGGGGUAUUUUUUUAAAAGUGGCUUCAGAGAAGCUCAUUUUGUGUUAUUUUAUUUUAUUUUUUUUUUCCUGGUGCUGCAGUUUUUGUGUUGAAACUUGCUUUUGUGGCGUUCUAUGUUUAAAAGUGGUGUUUUAAUAAAGCUCUUAUCGGGCGUUUGCAGUUUGUUCUUUCAGUUCAUACGUUUUCAUGGGCCUUGUUUGCUGUUUCAUUUCUACGCUGUAAGUAUUCAGUUGAUUACUCCAGUGUGGCGUACAUGUGUUUGGCUUUAAUGGUUGGAAUGAAUCCCACCUUGGGUCCACAAAAACCUAAAUGACAACCACAGCUUAGGAGUCAUGGCAUGCUUAGAACUAACUUAAGCAUGUUAACCAUCAGUUUCAGCCUCAUGUAGUUGCAUGGUUUGCAAAGCAUGUUUUAUAUCAGUUUACCAGUGGACUGAAAUGAACUGGGGGGGAACCGUGUAGUAACUUUUGGAUUCCUGAAUAAAGACUGGACUGGCACGGUCAGAACAUUUUC
Molecule: messenger RNA, 1125 nt
Organism: Dicentrarchus labrax (European seabass)
Lineage: Eukaryota; Metazoa; Chordata; Actinopteri; Moronidae
Product: histone H2A.Z
Exons: 5
Coding region: 128-514 (128 amino acids)
Cellular component (GO): nucleosome
Molecular function (GO): protein heterodimerization activity; structural constituent of chromatin; DNA binding
Source: RefSeq, a predicted model, not a curated record